UAGUGGGAGUUAGGCUAUGAAAUUGGUGGCCGUUGGGGAUAGGACGGGGAAGGAGCUGUUGCAGACCCUCACGUCCAGAAGGAACGGCCUCCGUUUAGUUUCUCCCUCUAAGGUCGAGGGAUCUGCAUGGGGAAAAUGGAGCGAUACUUGAUCCUGGCGCUGUUUAUGUUCCAACUUGCAGUGGCUCAGCAAUCUUCGCAGCAGUGGAAGACAUUGAGCGGUGAUACGCCAGCAGUAAUAGCGCGAGGUGGAUACUCGGGGCUGUUCCCAGACUCUAGUGAUCUUUCAUAUGACUUUGCAUCAGCAAUCAGCUUGCCCGGUGCUAUUCUUUUCUGUGACCUGCAACUCACAAAGGACAACGUCGGCAUAUGCCAAGGUGAUUUGAGACUGGACAACUCUACAAACAUUGCCACGGUUUAUCCAAAGGGUGAUAACACCUACACUGUCAAUGGAAACAAGCUUCACGGCUGGUUCACGAAUGACUUCACAACAAAGCAGCUGUUCAGCAAGGUCACCUUGACCCAGAGCAUUUUCACGCGUCCCAGCGUCUUCGACAAUUCGGUACCGAUGCUUACUCUUCAGGAUGUUGGAGGGCGCAGAGUACGUCUCUGGGUUAAUGUCCAGUAUGACUCAUUCUUUAAGCAGCAGAAUCUAAGUGCAGCAACAUAUAUUCAGAGUGCAACUAUGAGCAUGGUUAUUGAUUUUAUCUCCUCCCCAGAGGUUGCUUUUCUCCAAAAUAUCAAAGGAUUAGUACCAGCAGGAAAAACAAAGCUGAUUUUUCGGUUUAUGGAGGCAGAUGAUGUGGAACCUACAACCAAUAAAACAUAUGGUUCAAUCUUGGCUGACCUUUCGUCUGUCAAAGCAUUCGCGUCUGGAAUUCUUGUUCCUAAGAGCUACAUAUGGCCUGUUAAGGAUGGGUAUCUGCAGCCUGCCACUUCUCUUGUAAAUGAUGCUCACAAAGUGGGGCUGGCAGUUUAUGCAUACGGGUUUGCAAAUGAUGCUCCUGCUAGCUAUAACUACAGUUAUGAUCCCAUAAGAGAGUACGUGCAAUUUGUAAGCAAUGGAGAUUUCUCUGUAGAUGGUGUGCUUACUGACUUUCCUUCAACAGCAUCCGAGGCAAUUGGUUGCAUUGGCGUUAACAACACAGCAACUGAAAGUGAAAAACCUCUGGUUAUAACACAUAAUGGUGCAAGUGGAGUCUUUGCUGGCUGCACAGAUCUUGCCUAUGAGCAAGCUGUGAAAGAUGGUGCUGAUGUGAUUGAUUGUGCCGUGCAAAUGACAAAAGAUGGUAUACCGGUUUGCCUGAGGAACAUAGAUCUCAUGGUUGGCACAACAGCAAUGAAUGCAUUCGCGUCACGCGCUCGAUCAAUCCCACAGAUCCAAGAAAGUAGAGGCAUUUUCUCAAUUGAUCUCACCUGGGCUGAGAUUCAGACCCUGUCAGCUGUGUUAAGCAGCCAGAUUGAAACAGAAACAGGUUUAAGGAGAAACCCAGCGUACAAGAACCAAGGAAAGUUUAUGACAUUGGCUGAUUUCCUCGCUUUUGCAAAGGAAAAGUCAGUUUCUGGUGUCCUCCUUGACAUUCAGAAUGCAGUUUUCCUGGCCAAUAAUGGAUUUGACAUAUCAGAUGCAGUUAUCAGUGCCUUGAGCAAUGCCAGUUAUGACAAGCAAACUGCACAAAAAGUCUUCAUACAAUCAGAUGAUAGCUCUGUACUUAAAAAGUUUAAGCAGCAAACAAGUUACAAAGGAGUAUACAACAUUGAAAAAGUAAUCAGUGAUGCAAGCACACCUGCUUUAGAUGAUAUUAAGCAGUUUGCAGAGGCAGUUAACGUUGCCAGACCCUCACUGGUGAUAAGCUCAGCCUUCUUCGUUACAGGCUUUACUGAUGUAGUAGAAAAAAUGCAUGCAAAGAACAUCUCUGUUUAUGUCUCCGUACUUCGAAAUGAGUACGUGAGUUUGGCCUUUGAUUUUCUCUCUGAUCCAUCGGUUGAGCUUGCAACUUUUGCUCGAGAACUGAAAGUUGAUGGCCUCGUAACUGAAUUUCCUGCAACUGCGAGCAAUUACUUGAGGAGUGGAUGUUUCAAGCCUGACAAGAACACACAAUACACCAUCUUAUCCAUCCAGCCAAAUAAUCUUCUUUCAAGUGUUUCAGCUUCCGAUGGCUUGCCACCAGCAGAAGCACCAGCUCCAGUCCUCAGCGUAUCUGAUGUCAGUGAACCACCCCUGCCACCAGUGUCGAUCGUGUCUCACGAAUCACCAGCCGCUGCUCCAGAAAAAUCUUCUCUCCCCAGUGGCCAUCCAGCAUUUGGAGUGAACAUAGUGCUAUCUCUAAUUAUGAUGGCACUCAGUAUUGUUUCACUGAAUAUAUAAAUUGGUUUUGAGUUGUUCCCAUUGAUAUUUUUUCCUCCCUGGAAUUGUAAUACUUCUAUCUUAUAGAUUAAAAAAGAAAGUGAGUGAGAGAGAGUGACAGACUUGUUGAUCGAGGCUUGUUAAAAUAGCUCGAUACAUUUACUUUGCUUGAGCAAUUAAAUCAGGCCAAGAUUCUCAAAAGUCUUUCUUGUUUUGUGCCCGAAUUGAUUCUUCACUUUCAUGGCAUCAAUACAAAUAAGAGGUACAA
Molecule: messenger RNA, 2614 nt
Organism: Nymphaea colorata (pocket water lily)
Lineage: Eukaryota; Viridiplantae; Streptophyta; Magnoliopsida; Nymphaeales; Nymphaeaceae
Product: glycerophosphodiester phosphodiesterase GDPDL7-like
Exons: 10
Coding region: 127-2367 (746 amino acids)
Biological process (GO): lipid metabolic process
Molecular function (GO): glycerophosphodiester phosphodiesterase activity
Source: RefSeq, a predicted model, not a curated record